AGCAGAACGUCUCUCAGCUGAACAAACUGGCUCAGUUUGCCUGAGGUGGAAGUAAAACUGAGUUUUCAGUUGACCAAAGAAAUGGUGAUGGAGAAGCCAAGUCCCCUGCUGGUCGGGCGGGAAUUCGUGAGGCAGUACUAUACUCUGCUGAAUCAAGCACCUGACUACUUGCACAGGUUUUAUGGAAAGAACUCUUCCUAUGUCCAUGGUGGCUUGGAUUCCAAUGGAAAGCCAGCUGAUGCUGUCUACGGGCAAUCUGAUAUUCACAAGAAAGUGCUGUCGCUAAACUUCAAGGAUUGCCACACAAAGAUCCGUCAUGUGGAUGCUCAUGCUACGCUCAAUGAUGGUGUUGUAGUCCAGGUGAUGGGAGAGCUCUCCAAUAACAUGCAGCCAGUGCGCAGAUUCAUGCAAACAUUUGUGCUUGCACCGGAGGGUUCUGUUGCAAACAAGUUUUAUGUCCAUAAUGACAUCUUCCGCUACCAAGAUGAAGUUUUUGGUGACUCUGACACGGAGCCCCCAGAGGAGUCGGAAGAAGAGGGGGAGGAACCUGAGGAAAGGCAGCAGACACCUGAGGCUGUUCCUGAUGAUAGUGGUGCUUAUUAUGAGCAGACUGUCAGCAACGACUUGGAAGAACACGUGGAAGAGCCUGCUGCAGAUGCAGAGCCUGAGCCAGAGCCAGAGCCUGAACCGGAACCUGAACCAGAGGUGCAGGAAGAAAAAUCUGAGCCAGCAUUGGAGGAAUCAGUUCCAGAAGAGGCUGUGGAGAAGAGUCCUUCUCCAGUUCCUGGUGAUCCAGCUCCUGCAGUGCAAGAGGACUCCAGGACUUUUUCAUGGGCAUCAGUAACCAGUAAGAACCUUCCUCCCAGUGGAGCUGUUCCAGUAUCAGGAAUACCACCUCAUGUUGUGAAAGUACCGGUCUCACAGCCCCGCCCUGAGGCAAAGCCUGAAUCUCAGACUCCACCACAGAGACCUCAGAGGGAUCAGAGAGUGAGAGAGCAGCGAACAAGCAUCCCACCACAGAGGGGUCCUAGACCAAUUCGUGAUGGUGAACAAGGUGAUGUGGAAACUAGACGGAUUGUGAGGUACCCAGACAGUCAUCAGCUGUUUGUUGGGAACCUUCCCCAUGAUGUGGAUAAAAGUGAACUGAAAGACUUUUUCCAAAAACUUGGCUUUUCUCUUGCAGGUUAUGGCAAUGUUGUUGAACUCCGCAUCAACAGUGGUGGGAAACUUCCCAAUUUUGGGUUUGUGGUUUUUGAUGAUCCUGAACCAGUUCAGAAGAUCCUUAGCAGCAGGCCCAUCAUGUUCAGGGGAGAGGUGCGACUGAAUGUGGAGGAGAAGAAAACACGAGCUGCCAGAGAGGGUGACCGCAGAGAUAACAGACCACGUGGACCUGGAGGCACUCGUGGGGGGCUGGGAGGUGGGAUUCGAGGGCCUCCACGUGGAGGAAUGUCCCAGAAACCAGGAUUUGGAGCUGGAAGGGGGAUCGGGCAACGCCAGUGAAUGCAUCAUGGAUGUUGACAUGGUGGCGCAAACCCUUUUUCCUGCAGAUUUGUGAAUUUCAGCCUUGGGUAUCUUGGAAUGUGGCCCUAGCCUGUUAUAGACUGCUACGUUUGAUACUAUUUUGGCCCCUUUUUGUUUGUGUUAUGGUUUUGUGAUUUUUUUUUUUUCCCCCCCCUCCCUGCCCUAGUCCUUGUCCCAGAUUCCAGCUUUGUGGAACAACGUUUUAGGAAAAGUGGAUUUUAAAAAGAACUGAAUUUCCUUGCUCGCCUCAAACCUACGGACUGGAUUUUUUUUGGUACCAGUGGUCGGUCUUAAAGGAAUGUGGUUUUUUUUUUGUUCCUUUUUUUUUUUUCUCUCUCUCUCCCCCCUCUCUACUGAAUUUGGGUGCAUUUCAGUCAGUGGAAUAAUAUUUCACAUGCAUGUGUUCAAGAGGCUGUAGGAAAACGUAGUACUUGGCAAGUAUUUCAAGGGCAGGAAAAAAAAACUAUCAAUUUAUCCCUUGAGGGUCAUACGAACAUCCUCUGGUCCGGAGAUAUUGCCACUUCAAAAAUUGACAUUCAUCUUUCUCUUUGUGGCGCUGUAAAAGUGGAAUAAUGGGUAUCCUUAGAAUCUUUUUUCUUUUGAUACAUGAUCACGGAAAGGAAUUCUAACUACUGUUUUACCACUUUGAAAUUUUGGAUUGUGGGAUAGGUUUUAAAUGUCUAGAACUUGACUCUUAAAACACUUUUCCUGAACUUGUGAAAUUUUUUAUUGAAAUAGGGAGUUUUUUCAUGUUUAGUUUGUAUUUGUAUAAAAAAAAGCAAAAUUGUUGUGCCUUCUAUUUAUCUCUCAUUCCAGUCUUGGCAAAUUGUUAAAAAAAUAAAAAUAAAAAAGGUCUAGAUUUGCUUUAUCAA
This is a messenger RNA of Struthio camelus australis, 2393 nucleotides long. NCBI's taxonomy places the organism in Eukaryota, Metazoa, Chordata, Aves, Struthioniformes, Struthionidae. The record is from RefSeq and is a predicted model, not a curated record.